Messenger RNA from Maylandia zebra (zebra mbuna), 1951 nucleotides. It is a transcript of the gene gpr184, whose product is annotated as G protein-coupled receptor 184. The record is from RefSeq and is a predicted model, not a curated record. Gene Ontology annotation, biological process: negative regulation of G2/M transition of mitotic cell cycle; G protein-coupled receptor signaling pathway; G1/S transition of mitotic cell cycle. Lineage: Eukaryota; Metazoa; Chordata; Actinopteri; Cichliformes; Cichlidae. Gene Ontology annotation, cellular component: membrane. Gene Ontology annotation, molecular function: G protein-coupled receptor activity.
CCCUUUCUGUACUUCGCCCUUCCACACUUCUUACUGACAUUUCAGCUGUGGCUGUCAACGGGAACUAGCAACGAGAGCAAACUACACAGUACAGAGAAAAACAACCUCUUGCAUCUGUAGCUAUUGAACUGGCUGUUAAUGAUCUGGUUCAUUUGAGAUUAUGAGGAACUGCAGUGGCUUGGCUGCAUGUCAGCAGCUCUGAAAAGUCUCUUCUGAAGCUUUUUUUCUGAUCUUCCUGGACUGAACUCUGCUGAACCUGAAGCAGGUCUGGAAUGCGUCUAACACUCUUCACCCACUGGACAGCUUUCUACAAGAUACAACUUUCUAUCAACAAACAACAGGUGAUUUUUUUAACCAGGGGAGUUACAGCUAACUAAAGGAACCAUGAACUCCACUUUUAAACCAGAAACAGGCAACAACUCAACAUGCGUUAACAUUGGAGAGAGUGUUGUCAGUAACUUGCUGAUGUCUGUUUACAUACUGGCCUUUGUUUUUGGUUUGAUCUUCAAUGUACUGACCCUGGGCCCCAUCAUUCAACAAGUGAGGCAAAAAAAUGUCCUGGGAAUCUUCCUGCUCAACCUGUCUAUCUCUGACUUCCUUUUCAUCAUCACUAUGCCCCUUUGGAUAAAUUAUUACCGGUUUAACCACCGCUGGAUGCUAGGUUCUGGGUCCUGCAGUGUAGCUGGCUUUGUCUACUACUCUAAUAUGUAUAUCAGCAUCUACCUGCUUUGCUGUAUCUCUGUAGACCGCUGUCUGGUGGUCAGCUACCCACUCCGCUUCAAGACACACCGAACUUCUUGCUACGCCUGGAUGCAGUGUAUCGUAGUUUAUGUGGUAGUGGUGGUGAUACACAUCAUAAUGCUGGUCUAUGAUAAUCUCACAGACGCCCAUGAUGAGAACAACAAUAAUGACCGUUGUUAUGAGACCUACCCCAUGGAGAAGCCUAUUGCUCUAUUCAACUUGCUCAGAGUAGGCUUGGGCUUCCUGCUACCCCUGCUAGUGCUGGCAGUGAGCUACUGGAGGGUGUUAGCCACUGUGGGCCGAAGUCCCGGCCUGAGCGCCCAGGUUAAGAGGAAGGUCCGUCUUCUCUCCUUUGGAGUCAUUGGGAUCUUCUCAGUUUGCUUUGCUCCAUAUCAUAUUCUUUUGCUCAUACGCUCACUAGUAUUUUAUAAUAACAAUUUUGAUAAGAGUCACAAUGGGAGUUACUGCAAGUUUGAAGAACAAAUGCACUUCUUCUUCUCCUGUACGCUUGCACUGUCCAGUUUGAAUGCUGUGGUGGACCCAGUGCUGUAUGUGUUGGUGAGUAAUGGAGUCUGGGAGCAGAUGAAACUAACCUGGAGAUGCCGCAGACGGACUGAACAAGAAGACUGUGCACUAACUGCUUACAAAGGAGGAAAAGCUGCCACUACUGCCACUACUAAUUUAAUAUGAAUAAUAAGCUAUAUGUGAUAGACAUGUGUACAAUUGUAUGUGUGUGAGUGUGUAUUGAGAUAUUAUAGGAUUUGGCAUGGCAGCUUUUUCAAGUAAAGUCUUCCUCUCAUGAGUUAAGUAACGGGAUUAUUUCCAUCCCACUUGUGUAUGUUAUUUUGUGUAUGUAUAAAAGGCAAUCUUUGUUGUUACAUUUGUAUGUUAUAUCGAGCACAGUGUAAGGAGGAAGCUGAAUAAUGUAUGCAUCUGAGUCCUGGUUAAUGUGAUAUUAGUCUCGGGUUCUGCUCUCCCACGAGUUCUUCAGUGUAAGCCACUUCUGGUUUUGUUGUUAGACACUGUUGCUGCAACUGAAGAGCCAUUGUAUUUUUUUUUGUCCAAUCUAUGCAAUCAUAGCGUGACUGAGCAACCCUGAUAUAUUUAAAUAUGCAUUACCUCCAAUGCAUGCCAUACAAAGCCUUUGUUAGCAUAACUUUGUGUGCCCAGUGUCUGACAUAUUUAACAAGAAAUAAAUCAGUAUUAUGUC